Trachymyrmex septentrionalis is the source of this 743-nucleotide messenger RNA. RefSeq names its product ATP synthase subunit d, mitochondrial (gene ATPsynD). The transcript has 3 exons. NCBI's taxonomy places the organism in Eukaryota, Metazoa, Arthropoda, Insecta, Hymenoptera, Formicidae. The coding region runs from base 140 to 655 and encodes 171 amino acids. Gene Ontology annotation, biological process: proton motive force-driven ATP synthesis. The record is from RefSeq and is a predicted model, not a curated record. Gene Ontology annotation, molecular function: proton transmembrane transporter activity.
UUCAGUUGUCUGCGCUUCUCUCAAGAAAUUGGUGCGAUCGGAGAAUACGAAGGCAGGCGAGUCGGGCGAGAGAGAAUAUAUUUACGUGCAAGUAGUACGUGUAUUGUAUCCAUCAGUGUAGUAAAACGCGCGACGAGAUAUGUCACGCGUGGCGAUCAAGACGAUCAAUUGGGCGGCGCUUGCCCAAAAAAUUCCAGAAACGGAAAAAACUGCAUACGCCGCUUUAAAAUCUAAAUCUGAUCAGUAUUUGCGACGACUGAAUGAGAAUCCAGAAGCUCCUCCAAAAAUCGAUUGGGUGUACUAUAAGAAAAUUAUUCCAAUAGUUGGAUUAGUCGAUAAGUUUCAAAAGGAAUAUGAGGCUCUCAAAGUGCCGUAUCCAGUGGAUAAAUAUACUUCUGAAAUUGAAGUUGAAGAAAAGAAAGUGCAUAUAAAAAUCGAAGAAUUUAUCACUGAGUCAAAUCAACGCAUCGCUGCUGCCAGUAAGGAAAUCAAUAGAGUAAAGAAUUUAUUGCCAUUCGAUGAAAUGACGAUGGAAGAUUUUCGUGAUGCCUAUCCGGAUCUGGCUAUAAAUGUUAAUAAACCAUCAAUUUGGCCGCAUACACCCGAUGUACAGCCAGAGAACGAUCCAGGAAAACGACCAGACGAAUACUACUAAUACUACUUUGUAAUGCGUUCAAAUAUGAAGCGUAGUCAUUUUUUAGCGUAUGAUUUUGGACUGCGUGCUAAGUUAGAAAAAAUUAUCU